Messenger RNA from Saccostrea cuccullata (small rock oyster), 1059 nucleotides. Its product is annotated as ras-related and estrogen-regulated growth inhibitor-like. The transcript is spliced from 6 exons. Bases 291 to 944 code for a protein of 217 amino acids. Lineage: Eukaryota; Metazoa; Mollusca; Bivalvia; Ostreida; Ostreidae. Gene Ontology annotation, molecular function: GTP binding; GTPase activity. The record is from RefSeq and is a predicted model, not a curated record.
AAACAAGGAGAGAACAAAAAGAUACGUAUACACCUAUAGAGCGCUGUGUCUUUGGCAGAUGGAAGAUGUACUCCAGGCUUUAUUUAUAGCCGCCGAGAAUCUCACGAAAGGAUCAGAGCUGAUGGGCUUUCACUCGAAAUUAGCUGAUAUGUCCGACUAGGUUUGUUUUUAUGAGUGAGCUGACUGAAGGUGAUCAGAAGCAUUAGUUUAUAUGUGCGAAAGUUAAUAUAGUCAAUGAUUUUUGGAAUAUUUAUUUACUUAACACAGGUGACGAUCAGGAAUGACGUGAUAUGAAUCCCGGAAGUGGUUUGACAGAACCAAGUGUUUCUGGUAACACUUUACGUCCGUAUCUCCGCCGCAAGAAGUCGUCAUUUGGUGAAACAAAAGUAGCGGUCAUUGGAACAGACGGUGUCGGCAAGAGUGCACUAUCCGUGAGAUUCCUGACGAAGAGGUUUAUAGGUGAAUAUGACCAAACAGUUGAGUCCAAAUAUAAAUACACUACAACAAUAGACGGGGAUACGAUAACAUUCGAAGUACUGGACACUGUGUCGGAGAAUGAUGACUGUGGAGCCCGUGAUGAUGUUUUAAGAUGGGCGGAUGGAGUCCUAGUCGUGUACUCAGUGGUGAGCAGGGAUUCUUUUGACAUAAUACAAGAGAUUAGGAGAAGAAUCGACGAAAAUAGAAAAGGCGCAAGCAUUCCAAUGGUACUUUUAGGAAAUAAAUGUGACCUUGCUCACAUGAGAAAAGUCACCCAGGAUGAAGGACAACGUUUAGCCAAUGAAAUGGGGUGUCCUUUUCUCGAAGUUUCUGCCUCUGAAGAUGUUGACACAGUGACCGAGGCAUUUCUUACUUUGUCACGUGAGGUUGUAGAUUUCAAGAGGCGUUCCCGGACUUUCUUUGACAGAGUUUUUGGUGCGUUUGGAAGAGAAAAAGUAUCGACUUGAUUCACUUGUCUUUCACGUGUUUGAAAUAUGAUGGAAGUGUUUACAGUUUUUAUUGUGUUUUUGUUUUUUAUGUUGUUAAUGUAUAAUAGUUUUCAUUAAAUAUAUCUUGUUUUGA